Betta splendens (Siamese fighting fish) is the source of this 2140-nucleotide messenger RNA. RefSeq names its product BEN domain containing 7 (gene bend7). NCBI's taxonomy places the organism in Eukaryota, Metazoa, Chordata, Actinopteri, Anabantiformes, Osphronemidae. The record is from RefSeq and is a predicted model, not a curated record. Gene Ontology annotation, molecular function: DNA binding.
AACACCAGUUCCUUGUCUGGACACUACAGUGGCAAACGUCUGACUCGACCUUUCAGACGAGAGCAUACCAUCAGGUGGCGCAAAGGGAUAUGUGACGAAUUUUAAUAUUAAAGUCAUUAAUUUAUUUACUCGGCGAAGGGGAGCAACCAGCAUCAUGUUGGCAGCGGCGAUAGGUGACACAGUUCUAUUUAUCAGCUUCAUUUUACAAUAACGCGAUGGAAAUGUGCCAGUGACAGCAUCUGUAGCGCAGUCUGGGGAGAAAUUGAACUGAUUAAUGAGGCAGACGGACAGUGAUAUCCGACUCACUGAUUGCAUUUCUCUGCAAAAUCGAUUUUUUUUUUUGAUCGCACGACUGAAUAAUAUUCCUCUUGAAGAUGGAGUUUGGGCAAAGGAAGAGGAGAAGGAAGUCCCAGAGCUUUAAGCUGGUCACGGAUGAAGAUUUUGACCCUUCAUAUCUGGUGAAUUCAAGCUGCAAAGAUGCCAAUGGGGAGCCUAAUGACGCUGAUGUGCCUGAUGUAGGUUGGCUGGGAGACGAGGGCCUGGAGAUAAAAAGGCAAAUUACUGGAAUGAUGCGGCUUCUGAGUGAUAAAAGCAGCAGGGCGUACCAGCGUGUGGGAUCGGAGCAGGACAACUCCUCAAAGGACCCCCAUGACGGCCAUCAGGUCUGGGCACAUGAGCAAACGCCUUUCCCUGCUGUAUCAGAGCACGGCAACAGCUGGAACCCUGCAGGAGACCCUGGGCCUUCACCUUCAUCCACAGCCAACUCCGUCCUCAACGGCCCAGGUUGUGGCCAGUACAGCACCCGUUCCAGAACCGUGAGGGUCCUCGGCGGCCAAAAGGAUCUAAUCAAAGUUAAAGAAUCUAACGAUGUAGUCCCCCCUGCGGUGCCAGAAACACCCUGCUGUAUGUGCAACUGUAAGGGCACCUUGCAGGCUAUUUUGCAGGAACUGCGUUUUAUGAGGAGGCUGAUGCAGACUCAAAAAGCAUCCCUGGAAAGGCAGGAACAGCCUGUGUCACCAUGCCAACCUCGCCUCAUUCCGGGCCCUGCUCCCCGUCGCAGGCCCCGUAAGAGGCGGCCGAUCUAUAAAGCUGCACCACUGACUGUGUCAGCAGCCAGGAGAGCUGCUCUCAUACCUCUGGAGGCAGCAGCACUAAUAGCUGCACCCGCACAAUCCAAAAAGGGGGUUGAAGCGGAGAAAAAGCGAGAGUCAUGCUCAGCCAGCUGCCAUCACAUCUCCCCUGAGGGUUCUGUGGCACCACCUCAGAACAACCCAGUAACUGUCAACAACACUGACAGUCCAACCCUCACCCAUUUAAGGGAAGCUCCGUCAGAGUCUGAAGUGCGUCUUGCAGAGGACUAUGACGUGUUCAUAUCAAAGACCCAGCUAGACUCCAUCCUGGUCAACUAUACACGCUCUGGCAGCCUGCUUUUCCGGAAACUGGUAUGUGCCUUCUUUGACGAUGCCACCCUGGCCAACUCCUUGCCCAAUGGCAAACGAAAGAGAGGGCUUAAUGAUAACCGUAAGGGUUUGGACCAGAACAUUGUGGGGGCCAUUAAAGUGUUUACAGAGAAAUACUGCACUGAGCACAGAAUAGAGAAGUUGCCUGGGCCACGAGACUGGGUCCAGAUUCUUCAGGAUCAAAUCAAACUCGCCAGGAGGAGGCUGAAAAGAGAUGCUGCAGAAGCAGAAGAAGCCUUAAAUGGACCUUCUUCAAGUAUGAAUGCUAAGAAACACCCUGUGGUCCACCUUUGUUUUCUGUGUCUGCACCUUGUGGCUCACAUCAGCAGUAAAUCUUACAAGAUCUUCCCAUCAGCCCCCGUCUGAGCGCAUAAUGUUCUUUGCUCCUUUCUCUUUGCUGUCACAGCGCACACAAACCUGUGUCGCAGGCUCACUCAUUGGCUCAUAUGUCUUUGUCACGCUGUCGCUGUGACAUUUGACAUUCUCACACAGCUUCAUAAAAUGUCAGCUAAUUAUCUUCACACCAUGCACCAUAUCCCCCCUUGUUCACCUCUCUUUUUCACCCUUGCUGUCACAAAAGUGUUUCAGUUCCAGUCGCGUUAGCUCAGCUCCUAGACAGGCAAAUUCUUUAAAUUGAGUGCAAAGCUGCAAAAUGAAAAUUUAUGUUUUUUUUCCUUCUU